This is a messenger RNA of Sinocyclocheilus rhinocerous, 693 nucleotides long. RefSeq names its product anti-apoptotic protein NR13-like. Gene Ontology annotation, cellular component: mitochondrial outer membrane. Gene Ontology annotation, biological process: extrinsic apoptotic signaling pathway in absence of ligand; intrinsic apoptotic signaling pathway in response to DNA damage; regulation of apoptotic process. Gene Ontology annotation, molecular function: BH domain binding. Bases 35 to 631 code for a protein of 198 amino acids. The record is from RefSeq and is a predicted model, not a curated record. NCBI's taxonomy places the organism in Eukaryota, Metazoa, Chordata, Actinopteri, Cypriniformes, Cyprinidae. The transcript has 3 exons.
UUGUGCAGUAGGGUGGAGUGACGGAGCGUCUCCUAUGAGGUUUGACUGCUGUUUGCGCAACUGUCGGUGGAGAGCGCAGUCUGACAUCGCUGGGAGGAAAAUGUCCUGUUGGUUGAGGGAACAGACUUUGUUGCUGGCAGAAGAUUACAUCAGCUUCUGCAGUGGGAUCCAACAGACGCCUCCCAGCGAGUCAGCAGAGGCCAUGAGAUACCUGGCCAAAGAGAUGGAACAGCAGCACAGAACCAAAUUCAGAUCCCUCUCCCAGGAGUUCCUGGACACCUGCGGAUCAGAUCCCAGCAAGUGUCUGCAGCGCGUCAUGAGGGAACUGGUGGGAGAUGGGAAACUGAACUGGGGGAGGGUGGUUUCCAUCUUUACUUUCACUGGAGUGCUGGCCAGUGAGCUACUGUCCAGGGGAGAGAAUUCCGACUGCUCCCGGAGAUUGGCUGAGACCAUUGCUGACUACCUUGGAGGGGAAAAACAGGACUGGCUGGUGGAAAACGGAGGCUGGGAGGGUUUCUGCACGUUUUUCCACAACGCAAGACAGCUGAACCAAGAGUCCUCGAUGAAGACAGCACUGUUUGCAGCAGCAGGAGUGGGUUUAGCUGGUCUAACCUUUCUCUUAGUACGCUGAUGAUUUUAGGAUUUCUCUCUCUCUCUCUUUCACACACAGCACACCUGCUUUCUGUCAUAUGG